Molecule: messenger RNA, 1358 nt
Organism: Thrips palmi
Lineage: Eukaryota; Metazoa; Arthropoda; Insecta; Thysanoptera; Thripidae
Exons: 4
Coding region: 162-1163 (333 amino acids)
Molecular function (GO): ubiquitin-protein transferase activity; metal ion binding
Source: RefSeq, a predicted model, not a curated record
CCGGCGAGGUGCGGCCCGCGGAGCACGCGGCGGCCCGGCUGCUGCUGUGCCUGCUGGCGCGCGGUGGGGAGCUGCGUCAGCGACAACCAGACGUGCCUCAGGCCGCUCAACUUUGGGUGGAACGCUCCAACACCGCAGUUAGUCAACUGACCAACCAGCAGAUGGCGGCAGGCAUGGAGAUCGGCUCCAGGGUGGAGCGUGGCGUACACUGGGAUCGGGGUCCUGGCGUGGGCACGGCUCCUGGGCGUGGCACUGUUACCAAAGUAGAUUCCUCAUUCGAAGUGUUUGUUAAAUGGGACCGCACUGGUCAAAUCUGUGGUCCCUAUUCCAUGGGACACGACGGCGGGCGUUACCAUCUCAGUCUUCUGGUGACCGCUGCGAUGGUGAUGGUACCCUACCUUGAGUCAGAUCUGAAAGUUUUAGAUGCAGCCUCUUUACGUUCAUGCGCGGAGGCGACCGAAGCGGUGAAAGAAAGCCGUUGUGAUCAGGUGGUCGGCCUACAGUGCAAUUCAUUGCCCGCUGUGUCCUUAACAGUGCUGAAAGAGUGUGCUAAGGGCACCUAUGGCAAUUACGGCUGGCUCAGGCAGCCAGGUCUGCAAGGCUUGCAGAUGGUGUCCCCCCUCCAGCAGCACCUGGAAGCGGCCCUCGCUAUGCCGCGCCUGCGGGCCCUGAGCAUCACCAACAUUACUGGUCCGCAGCUACAGCAGGUGACCCACUUGCUCGGCCAGGGGGGCCAGUUGGCGUGGGUUCAGCGCCUGGAGCUGCACUGCCCGUUCGGUGCGCCACUGUUCAUGCUGACCUCCCUGGCGACUCCCUCGAGGAAGGGCUCGCUACGCUGGCUGCGCUGCGGCGUGCACCCGCUAGUGGUGGCGCUUGUCUUGAUGCGUGCGCACGCGGACUCGCUCGAAGAGCUGCAGUUGGUGGCCGCCACGACGGAGCCGUACGGCCUCACGUACGGCUGCCCAGACCUGGCGCAGCAGCUGCGGGGCUGCGGCUUCAAGAAGCUGAAUCGGAUGGUGCUGCUGCGGCACGACGCCUACGACGGGGCCUGCCGCCACGACAACACGAGCUGCAAGGCGCAGAUGGCGUCACUGUGGGAGAUGUUUGUGGAGAGCAACUUGCGUCCCACGAUGCUUUGCAGUUUGUGUGACCGCGUGGCUUAGAGCGGUGGCCAGCAGAGCAACGGUCUGCAUUGCAAUUUUCUUACUGCCCUGAUACUGCUACACAAUCCACUGCAAGGUUGUCAUCGCCUGCAAGAAUGUAAGCUGGUUGCUUGUUUGCAAUGAGCACAAGUGUUUUUUGUUUCCUUUGUAAUCUAGAAACUUUUUGGGCUCCGUAUUAAAAUUAGAGCUGCGAUA